AACUGUAGAGCUACUCGACGCUGUAUAAAAAAGAAAAAGAAUUGAAACGGGGAGCCGGAGUUGGACGAGCUCAGAUUACUUUAGUUAUUAAGUUCUUGAAUAGAAGGGUCAGAACUGUGAACGUCCGUUAUUUCAAUAAUGGAACAAAAUACACUCGCAACAAAUUUCAUUAUUGGCUGCAUUUUCUGGCCAGCAUCAUUUCAUUUGAUAUGGUUUCUGCUGUCUUUCGUACUUUCCGACUCAAGAGCCUGUGGAACUGCGAUGCGACUGGUGUCUAUUAUUCAUGCUAUCUUAGCUGCGGCUGUGGGAACUAUAUCAGUCAGGGCUACAUACAAAGACAUCAUUCAUGAUGAUCACUGGCUGUUAAACUACUUUGCUGCAUUUGCCUAUCCGUACAUGCCAUACGACACUUAUGCCAUGUACCAUGCCUACAUACGGGAAAAAAACAAGCAAGAUCAACCCUUUUUCACAAGAUUGACAUCAUUUAUAAAAGCAUUAAAAUUGGAAGUUUUUCAUCAUGCAAUCUCCACAUUCCUGGGCUAUCCCAUUAUACUUCGCUAUCGUCACAACAAAGGAACCUUUAUUGUAGGAUGUGUCUACAUUACAGAAUACAGCACACCAUUUGUGAACUUGAGAAAGAUUCUUAUUAAGAAUGGUUAUGGGUCCUCAUUGAUGUUCAGUAUCAACAACCUUCUUGUCCUGAUAAUGUUCUUCCUGGUAAGAGUAGCUCUCUGGCCUGCUAUGUAUGUCAUCUAUGCUAUCAACAAGCAGCAAACAUUCUCUCAGGUCUUAGUAAGUGUUCCUUACGGGUGCCACAUAGCCAUGACAAUAGUGAUGGCUCUCCAGACUUCAUGGUAUGUUAUUUUUUGCCGUGGAUUCUUCAAGGCACUUGGGAAAAACCCAAAGCAAGAUUCAGUCGGUACAAAGCGAGAUUGAUUCUGUCCAGGAACUUUCGCCCAGUACCCUUUUCAUAUGGCUUGUUUUAAACAGUA
This is a messenger RNA of Lytechinus variegatus (green sea urchin), 992 nucleotides long. Its product is annotated as TLC domain-containing protein 3A-like. The transcript has 5 exons. Gene Ontology annotation, biological process: lipid homeostasis. Gene Ontology annotation, cellular component: endoplasmic reticulum; membrane. The coding region runs from base 139 to 936 and encodes 265 amino acids. The record is from RefSeq and is a predicted model, not a curated record. NCBI's taxonomy places the organism in Eukaryota, Metazoa, Echinodermata, Echinoidea, Temnopleuroida, Toxopneustidae.